Messenger RNA from Gambusia affinis (western mosquitofish), 2808 nucleotides. RefSeq names its product parvin, gamma (gene parvg). The record is from RefSeq and is a predicted model, not a curated record. Gene Ontology annotation, biological process: substrate adhesion-dependent cell spreading; cell projection assembly; establishment or maintenance of cell polarity. Gene Ontology annotation, cellular component: actin cytoskeleton; focal adhesion; cytoplasm. Gene Ontology annotation, molecular function: actin binding. The transcript is spliced from 13 exons. NCBI's taxonomy places the organism in Eukaryota, Metazoa, Chordata, Actinopteri, Cyprinodontiformes, Poeciliidae. Bases 1100 to 2062 code for a protein of 320 amino acids.
UCAAUCUAGACGGAGAUCUUACUGCACCUCUCAGCUGCAAGUUUUUUUUCCUCCUCCCUCCCCCUCUCAUCUUCAUCUCGCCCGGAAGAAAUAAAAGCCCGGAAUGAAACUGAAUGAGGAUUUUAUUUGGUGCCUUACGUGUGCGAUAGGUUAGAUUUGCUUUGGCUCUUUCAGAGAGAAUGGCUUUGGAACAGGCAAUUCCUGCAAUUUGGGUAGAGUAAAGAUAUUAUGGAUUUAUUUUAGGCCUUUAUUUUCUUGUCUCAUACCUUUGUUGCUAUGGUAACCUUCCACAUCUCCCAAAUUGCCCUUUCGUCUCCCUUAUGGGUGGUCUGCAUUUCCCCGCCUUCCUUUCCUCUCAACAAUGCAACAACCACUCGCAGGUUUUCUUUCUCACUUAUUUUUCUACGCUUCAAUCCGGUUUUCAUUUGGUCCUAUUAUUACUUUUUUUUUUUUCCUUUUAGCCGUUUUGGAUGUAGAAUUGACGAGGCUGGACUCCAGAUGUCAGCAGACGGAGCCAGCCAAUCACAAAGAGAGAAGUUUGAACGCUUCAGGCCUCAACAAAGUCACGUAUCCCCCAGGCUUCUGGAGGCGAAGAUUUCCAAACAAUGCAUAUAUUUCUCACCUCACACGCACUUGAGUUUAUCAAAAUCCCAAAUACAGAUCGUGUCACUGAACGCGAACAGUCUGAUGUGGAAAUGUUCUGCUGCAAAGGCUUGUAUAAAAAAAAAACAAAAAAACAAAACAAAAGAGGAAGUGCUACCUUCCUUUAUGCCACAUCCUCUCAGUUGUGCUUGUCUUCCUUUUUGACACUCAGAUGAGUUUUGUCUUUGACAGUUAUCUGCAGUUGGGCCUGUUGAUCUCACAGAUCUCAUUAGUGUCUCAGAUCGUAGCGCAGCCCUCCAACUUCCUGCACCCUGGGUUUUAACGCCUUUCUUUUUUGGAGUUAGCGUCUUCAGCAGAAACUCCCCCGGUCUUGUUGUGGUGGCUCUCAGGGAGCUAGCUGAAGCUCUUCCUCGGACGACGUUUGAGAGCCUCUGACUCCUCGGCAGAUUCUUGCCAACAGGUCAGCAAAGUGACCGAGCCGUCCAGAGGAGGGGAGAUGGAGGCCGCCGCUUUUGAGUACCACAAGAAGGAGGAAGCCCUGGAGGUGGAGUCUUUUCAGGGAGAGAAGAGGAAGCUCAUCCAGCCGACAUCCUUGAAAGACCCCAAACUUGAAAACCUAAAGCAGGCCUUGGUGGACUGGAUCAAUAAGACUUUGAAAGCAGAGCACAUUGUGAUACAGAGUCUGGAGGAGGAUCUGUACGAUGGACUCGUCCUCCAUCACCUGCUGGCCAGAUUAGGCAACGUGAAGUUAGACAUGGAGGAGAUAGCGCUGACCAGCUCCUCUCAGCUCCGUAAACUGGAAGCCGUCAUGACAGAGCUGGACAAGAUACUGGGCGUGGAGGACAGCUGCCCGAUCAAAUGGGACGUCAAACUCAUCCACAACAAAGAUCUCCUAGCUACCAUUCAUCUGCUGGUUGCCAUGGCAAAAGCCUUCGACCCAGAGCUAAAUCUGCCACCGAAUGUGAAGAUUGACGUUGUCAUAGUAGAAGUAAGCAAGAGCGGAAUCAAAUCUGAGGUGCAGACCGAAGUCCUGACAGAGGACAGCAAUGCAGGCUCAGACUCCUCUGGCUAUCCUAAAAGGGAAGAUCCCAUUGAGCAACUGCUGAAGCUUGAGGCUAACAAGGUCAACACAGUGAAGAAGGCCAUCUUACACUUCGUCAACCAGAACAUGGCAACCCUGGGUCUGCAGGUGGCUGAUAUGGAAAAACAGUUUGCUGAUGGAGUGAUAUUGCUGCUGCUGAUUGGUCAACUGGAAGGCUUCUUCAUCCCGCUGGUUGACUUCCACCUGACCCCUGUUAACGACGCCGAGAUGCUUCAUAAUGUGACGCUAGCCCUGGAUCUCCUGGAGGAUAUUGGCCUGCAGCUGCCCAAUAUUGACCCGCAAGAUAUCGUCUCUCAGGACGUCGCCGCCACCUUGAAGGUCCUUUACGCCUUGUUCAGGAAGCACAAGAGGAAUUGAGGGAGGAAGACGCUGGACGAAGACGAGCCGAGCUGCUGGGAAUAAACAAGAAGACGGGAGGGGAAAGUGUUCGCUGUGUAAUUUAUUGCUGUAUUUUUGUUUUUUUGGGUCAUACAGAUUCAGACUAAAACAGUGGGAUCUAUUUUGGAACAUUUUUAGAUUUUAUGAAUAGGGGCAUUUUAUGUAGUGUAGGCUAAAUGUGUGUUUUUUUUUAAAUAUAUAUAUAUUUUGUAAAUAUGUUGAGAACUCAGGUUGAAAAGUAAGUCUUGAUUUUUUUUUAAAAGUAUUAAUUUUACUUUUAUUAAAUUGGAGGACAGCAAAUACUUCAGUGUUGGUGGCAGCAGGAAGCUGCUUAAGCGAGUCAGAAAACAUAUUUCUUUAAGAAAGAAAGAGUCAUUCACAGUUUAGACCAGGUUUAGUUUUACAGGUUUUGUGCGAAAAUGAAAAUUGUUUACUGUUGCCACUAAAACCUUUGCAAAGUUUUGUCUACUUUUAUAUUUAUGAAUGUUAUGGUGAAUAAUACAUUUCUCUGACAGUGAUGGUACCAUCAACAUCAACGAUUAUAUUUAAAUUAUUUAAAUUGUAACCGCAGAUGGACGACUAACAAGACUUGCUGCAGAUAAAGAAAUAUUCAAGGUACGGCAUGUGGAUAUAACUUAACUGUAACUUAAUUGACUGCAUGAAUAUUAGGUCAUAUGUGUCCUUGGUUGUGUAUGUAAUUCAAUAAAACUUUACUCCCUGGUAAA